UGCAUGGUUUACCUCUAAAACAGUUAUAAAUACUUUAAAUUAUAAAGAGCAUUGCAAAUACUUUGCUAGCAUAAAUCUGCAAAUAGUUAUCAAUUACUGUAGGCUAAUUAGUGCCUGUUAACAAUACUUCAUCCACCCAACAGGUUACUGUAGCUUUCAAUAUUAACAAAUGCUUUAAAAAAGAGGAAGUGAAAGCAGGUUGCAGGCCUACUGUAGCAAGCCAGAUGGAGGGGAAACAUACUAUCCCUUUCAUCAACUAUACAAUAUGUUGUUCCCUGGCAGGCAUGAUUGGAUAUGCAAAUUCUGAAAGGAGUUUAGGUCAAGUGUGAAGACCUUUUUUAAAUCUUACUCAUACUUUUGGAGGGAUGGCAUGUGCUACAUAGUGCUAUGAGAGGAUCCUCUGAGACGCACUCUUUUUCAGAUAUCAAGCUUCAGUAACACAUUACAAUGUUUGCUAAGACAGUCGAGUGGUUGAUGUUUCUGGCAAUUAUAAAAGAAUUGUCUUGUGUAACAAGAUACUUCACACUCAAGGACACUCGCCUGACAGCCAUAGAGGGGUCCUGCAUUAAAAUCUCCUGCACAGUCAAAAACGAAGUUGAUGAUGUUGAUGCACACUGGUUUUGGAUAAAAAAUGCAACUUGGAAAAACAAUUCUUACCACGGCACUAUCAUUUACAGCACUGAUAAAACAGUGCGUCCUGUUAGUCCACACUUUGCAGAUAGAGUUACAUACAUCGGCUCUCCAUUUUCAGGAUGGAACCAUCCCCCAGCAGAUUGCAGUAUUAUAAUCUGCAACCUGAUCAAAACCGACAGUGGAAACUAUUAUUUCAGAUAUGUAAAGGAGAAAGAAAAUCAAAUGAAAUGGAUAACUGAACCGGCAAACAUCAUGGUUACUGAAAAUCCAUGUCCGAUCACUUUUGAGAAACCACCUGCUGUAAAAGAAUCUGAUUUGAUAACACUGACAUGCUCUACUCCAAGUCCAUGCCAGUCAAACGUACACAUUUCUUCUAAACCUCCAAACUCAACUACGCAGUCAAAUCACAACACAAUCAAAGAGACUUUCAAAGUCACCUGGGAGGAUGAUGGGAAGGAAUUUUCAUGCCAAACGCAAAAUAACCAAGAUAGCUAUUUGAUCCGCAAUGUCAGUGUGACUGUUGAAUAUGCUCCAAAAUACGCAUUGGCUGAAAUGAGUUCAAAAGACAUUGUUGAAGGACAACCAGUGAUUCUAAAUUGCUCCGCCAAAGGAAAUCCUGACCCCACCUUUACCUGGUUUAAAAAUAAAGAAGCAGUAGGGUUAAAAGACAGAGUGUGGGACAUCCCAUCAAUUACAGAGUCUGGGAAAGGAGAAUACCAUUGUAAAGCUACAAACAGACAUGGUACACAAACAUCGAACCUUGUCAUAAUUGAUGUCAAAUAUAAGCCUGAAGUUGAGGUUAUGUCCUCUAUGGAUUCUGAAGUUACACAAGGAGAUACAAUGACCUUGACAUGCAAUGUUAUUAGAAGCAACCCACACAGCAUAACCUAUGUUUGGUCAAAAAAUGGGAAAACUAUUAAUGGGGAGAAGACAAAGCAUUAUGUUGUUGAAAGAAUCAAGCCUGAGGACAAAGGCAGCUACACAUGUACAGCCUCUAACACUGCGGGAGAUGGAACAUCAAAGCCUUUUGAAAUUAUGGUUAAUUACGGCCCGAGGAAGACAAACAUUACCAUCAGUAAAGAUGGUAUAAAAGGGGAUUCAUCUGUGGGAGUCGGUAGAGCCAUUACGUUCCAAUGCAACACUGAUGCCAAUCCUGCACCACACAGAUACUCCUGGUACCGAUACAAGAAGAAUAAACAGAUUGACUCCUUGCAGUGGAAGUCCAAUACAACUGAUGAAAACAAACUGGUUGUGGGCAAAGUGCAAAGAGCAGAUGAAGCAUGUUACAUGUGCAAUGCAACCAACAACAUCAGUACAGGGGAGGAUAGUAAGCCGCAGUGCAUACAAGUACUGUAUGCUCCCACAUCUCUCACGCUGUCUAUGGAUGCUGAGGUCAGAGAAGGUCAGCUCAUCACCAUCAACUGCUCUGUUGAAAGCUUUCCUUUGUCAGACCUCACCUUGACCAUGACUCCUACAUCAACUCCUAACUCUUCAGAAAGGGCUUUCUCUAAACCUGUAACAUAUUUGCCCCCUAACACUCUCCAACACAAAUUUGAAGUUACUUCAGACCACACAGGCCUUUAUAUCUGCACUGCCAAAAACAGUCAAGGUUCAGCUAAAAGCGACCAAAAGAUGCUGGUUGUGAAAUAUUCUCCAAAAGUUGUGACCCUAACAGCUGAGCCGUCCCUUGUUGUGAAUGAAAACAAGUCGUUGACGCUGCAUUGCAGUGCCCAGUCCCACCCGCCAGCAACCUCUUUCACCUGGAUGAAGAUGACUGAUGUAAAUAGUAAAAUCAUCUGGAGGAAUCGCAACUUCACUCUGAAGAAUGUUAGUUAUUCAGACAGUGGAUGGUACAGAUGUACAGCCCGUAACGAAAUGGGAACUGGAGACUCACAGCAGGUUGAGGUUAAAGUAAACUAUGCUCCAAAACACACAGAGAUCUUGAAAGUAGCAGACGGGCCUGGCUCUGUGGUACUAAACUGCAGCAGUCACAGCCGUCCCCCAAUCCUAAAAUAUUCAUGGUAUAAGGAGAAUACAGGAGAAAAGGACGAAAAAGUGUCUGACCGACAGACCUACACUGUGUAUUCAGAUCAACCUGGAGUCUACUACUGCGUCGCGAAAAAUGAAAUAAAUCAGAUCCAGUCCUCCGAAAAGAUCCACCUGUUCAACGGAAGCUCGAUGAUGGUCCUGAUUAUCUUUAUUUUCCUUACAACCCUGCUCCUCAUUUUGACAAUGUUUUUCAUCUACAGACAAAAGAGGAAGAAGUCAAUUCAACAAGGAACUACAAACACACUUCCCUGUUUUGAGUUUUGGGGUUGGUGGAUGGGCCCGAGGGUGAGAAAUCGGAUACACGAGCCCGGCACGGUGGAGCCUUUCAGGAGCAGAGAUGACUUACUGCCAGACCAGCCGCGCCUUCCACAGGCCCAGCGACGCCAGCCUAGUCCAGAUGCGUCUGCAUCCAACAGUGUUUACAGUUUCCUGAAACUGCCCCCCAAAAAACAAGGUCCUUCUGCACAAAAUCCAGUCAGACAGCAAGGUGGACAUACACAAGAGGAUUCUCUCAACUACGCGUCUUUGCACUUUGGAAAAAAGCUACAAAACAAAGAUGUGAAAACAGAAGAGGAAAUGUAUGCCAUUGUAUCAAAGCAAAAGCAAGACAAAAAGGUAUUGUGGGCAAUUUUGUUAUUUUUAAAUCGUAGAAAAUGUUGAUCUACUGUAUUUUGGUUGUGUUUAGGGUAGAGGAUGGUAUAAAUAUAUAGAUAUGAAAGAUGUAUGGCAUGUAUAGUGUCUGUGUACCCACUAAACUGUAACAAAAUGGUUGUUAACACUUAUGAAAAUCAAGUAAAAAGUUUUCAAUUUCUUCAAGCAUGAAAUGUAUGGAAAUAUAAAUUGUGUUCAUAAAAUCCUGAUACUGUCAGAGGUUUUCACACAAAUUAUCUGGUGACUAUCUGUGUUUCUUCUAGAAUAAAAAAGGCUGGAGGACUACGAGAACAUCAGCACAGCACACGCAGGCAUAUCUCCAAAUCCAUUGAACGAUGACACAGACACCAGUGAGGAUGCAUUAAAGAUCAAUUGUUCCCAGGUGAACUUUAAGGCAAAGAUUCAGAGAGCAGCCAGAGACUUGAGCAGCUCUGACGAAGAGGAGACGCAGUACUCUCACAUCAAAAUCUGAGUUGAGAUUCUCUUAUCCUGCCUUACAGGUUAAGCAGAUUGUUAAAUAGAGUUUGGAUUUCAAUGUUUCACUGCUUGUCUGCUUUGAUAAGUCCAGUUAGUACCAUAAUUGUGAGCUUAAUCCAAACCCAUGAAACCAAAAAUCCUACAUGGGUAGUUUUUAUUUAAAUUUCUGAGUUGUUCAAGAAAGUAUGCAUGCAAAGAUGUACAAAAUAAAUCAGAAAGUCUUUAUAUAUUCUAUUA
Messenger RNA from Eleginops maclovinus (Patagonian blennie), 4047 nucleotides. RefSeq names its product B-cell receptor CD22-like. Bases 448 to 3342 code for a protein of 964 amino acids. NCBI's taxonomy places the organism in Eukaryota, Metazoa, Chordata, Actinopteri, Perciformes, Eleginopidae. The record is from RefSeq and is a predicted model, not a curated record. The transcript is spliced from 16 exons.